This is a messenger RNA of Salarias fasciatus (jewelled blenny), 6170 nucleotides long. It is a transcript of the gene dnmbp, whose product is annotated as dynamin binding protein. Gene Ontology annotation, biological process: cilium assembly; intracellular signal transduction. Lineage: Eukaryota; Metazoa; Chordata; Actinopteri; Blenniiformes; Blenniidae. Gene Ontology annotation, cellular component: cytoplasm. The record is from RefSeq and is a predicted model, not a curated record. Gene Ontology annotation, molecular function: guanyl-nucleotide exchange factor activity; protein binding. The transcript has 17 exons. The coding region runs from base 271 to 5373 and encodes 1700 amino acids.
CGCGCCGAGAGCGACUUCCCCCGCUGUCAGCGUGGCUCCGUCGCCCUUUAACGGCGGAAUAACGGGACCGUGAGGAGGACAUAAUGACCGCGCGCCCCCCUCCUCCGAAGAAGAAGAAGCAGCCCCGGGGCGCGUGACCGCAGUUCCCAAAAGUUGCGUGGCGCACAGACGCUGCUCCUCCGCCAGGCAGGCAGGCAGGGACGACCACAUCAGCGGGCUCAAGGAGCCCCGGAGACCGAGAGAGGAUCCUUCUCCAGCAGGUAGUCAGGGAUGGAGGCGGGCUCGGUGGUGCGUGCUGUGUUUGAGUUCCUGCCCAGCGUCUCCGAGGAGCUGCCCCUCUUCGCCGGCGACGUGAUCGAGGUGCUCGGCGUGGUGGACGAGUUCUGGUUGCUCGGCAACAAAGAUGGCGUCACAGGUCAGUUCCCCAGCACGUUUGUGGAGGAGGUCACCAUCCCCAGCACCAAGCCUGGAGACACUCUCUACGUGUGCAUCAACGACUUCUCCUCGGCGGAGCCUGGGAAUCUCUCCCUGAAGAGAGGGGAUGUGGUGGUGGGCGAGGCCGGCGGGGCCCUGGACGCCUGGCAGCGGGGCUGUAACGCGUGGGGCGUCCGCGGACUCUUCCCCACGUCCUGCGUGAAGGAGCUGAACCUCUCCGGCCGCUCGCGGCAGCUGUCGGAGCGCUCGGCCCAGGCCCAGGCCUCGGAGCUCCCGCCGUACGCCCUGGGCCAGGCCCGGGCUCUCAUGAGCCUCCACGCCCAGCUCAACGAGGAGCUGGACUUCCGCGAGGGCGACCUGAUCAUCAUCACCGGCCUGCCCGAGCCCGGCUGGUUCCAGGGGGAGCUGGAGGGCCGUCGGGGGAUUUUCCCAGAGGGCUUCGUGGAGCUCCUGGGGCCUCUGCGCUCCCCCCGGGACCCCGAGGACUGCCCCUAUCUGAACAGCGGCGUUCAGGAAUUCCUCUAUGAGGACACUUACGAUGCUGGAGAGGGGACUGAGGAGGAGGGCAUGGAGGAAGGCGAGGCUUUUCUAAGAGAGGAGGAGGAGGAGGAGCAAAAGGAUGCUGCUGAGGAAAAGCAGGAGGAUGAAGAGGAGGAGGAGGAGGAGGAGGAGGAGGGCGGCCUCUACGGAGUGGCUCUGUAUGAGUUCCGGGCCAUGGAGCCCGGAGAGCUGGACUUCGAUGUGGGGGAUCGCAUUCGCAUCGUGAGCACUUUGGAAGACGGCUGGCUGGAGGGGGAGCUGCGGCGGCGGCGGGGAAUCUUCCCCCACCGCUUCGUCAAAAUCGAGGGCGACGUCCCGAAAACUGCGACGGAACCCGAGGCGGUGGAGCCAGAGGAAGACAAAGAGAACAGCUGCACCGAUCACGGCGCCGGUCAUCUGAACGGGGCGGAGAACAGUCCGGAAUGGGCGACCUACGAGGACCACACCGUGUGGGACCUGGAUUAUUUUGAAAGGACUGAGGAGCAGAGAUGCAAACGUGAAAGCAAAACUUCCGAGUUUCAAGCUAAUAGCCGGGGGCAGAGAGAGGGUGGGAGCAGGCCCGACCCUCAGCCGCACGGACCCGCCGCCCCGGCGCGCAGAAGGCCUCAGAGACCCAGAUCCACGCCUCCGGCCCGGCCCAGACUCCCGCCGCGGCCCAACCUGCCCGCUCACAGCAGCAGGCAGCAUGCGGGCUCGUCCUACACCAACGGCGGCGCUCCUCCAUCGCAGCCGAAGCUGACGCACAGCCUGACGCUUCCCAGCUCUCACUCCGGCUGGCCCAAACACACGAAGCAUCCGCGGAGCUCGCCGCCGGACGGCUCCUCCGCCAACACCAGAGGCGCCAGUCUCGGCCAGGCCUUGUUCAGCCUUGUAGAAGGCCACAAGCAGCGGAAGCUAACUCGCCACGCCAGCGUAGGCGACGCCGACAUGUUGGCGCGCCGAGCUGAGAGACGCUCACAUUUCCAGAAGGCGGCGCGCGGCUCCAACGGGACGCUGCCGGCGUCCAUCGCCUUGCAGGCUCUGGCGGCGUCCGCCGGCGACCUGGAGGCCAAGCUCUCCCAGCAGCUGUUUGAGUUUGAGAGAAGCCUGACUGCUCCGUACGGCGGCGGCGGCGGCGGCCUGAAUCGCGGCGCGGCCGAGCUCAGUGAGCCGUCCGGCGUCUCGAGACACUUCUCUAUUCUGGACUACAGCGACGAAGGCGACAUCAUCCGAGGCUCCUCGCUCGCCCCCGCCUCGUCCGGCCUCUCGCGCUCUCUGUCUCUGGACAGACGCAGAACCCUCCGUCCUCCUCCCCCCCGUCCCCGGGUGCUGCGGCCCCCGGCUCCGGCGCCGUACCGACCCGCCCGCCCCGCCCCGCGCCCGCCGCCGCCCCGCUGCCCGAGACAGAACGCCGCCCCGCCGACGGGCGGCUCCCUGACCGGCAGCCCCGUCUUCUACAGCCCCGACGAGCCCGCCGCCAACCUCCUGGACCAGAUCGCCGAAGCUCAGGGCGAGUUCCCCGACCUGGCGGCGGCCCAGGAGCAGGAAAUCCAGCGGCAGCUGGAGGCGGAGCAAGAGCUGGAGCGAGAGAUGGAGCUGGAGAGCCAGAGGCAGCGGGAGGAGGAGGAGAGGUACCAGCUGUUGCUACGGCUACAGGAGGUGGAGCAGGACAUGGAGGCGUACGCGCACACGGCGGAGGAACUCCGCGCCAUGCUGGAAGAGGAGGAGGAGGAGACGGCUCGCAUUCAGGCCCUGGAGAACCUGGAGUUCUGCAACUACACCCUGGAGACUCUGGCUUUGGAGCAGCAGCAGCUUCAAGAGAUGACGCUCUUAUCGUCUCAGCCCAAAUCCCUGGACUCCACCCCGGCCUCGGACAUGACCCCCUCCGCCGGCGCCGGCACCGAGGACCCCGAGCUGAGGAUGCUGGAGAAGAGGUCGAAGGUCAUCGAGGAGCUGCUGCAGACAGAGAGGGAUUACAUCAAGGACCUGCAGAUGUGCGUGGAGGAGAUCGUGGAGCCGCUGCAGAAGAAGCAGGUGAAGAACGUGGACUUCGACGGGCUGUUCGGGAACCUCGGCUCCGUCAUCGACCUGUCGCAGCGGCUGUUUGAGACGCUGCAGGAAACCGACUCCAUCGGAAAAGUCUUUCUGGACUUCAAAGUUGAGCUGGAGGAUGUUUACAAGAUCUACUGCCAGAACCACGACGACGCCAUCUCCCUGCUGGAAAACUACGAGAAAGACGAGAACGUCCAGCGCCACGUGUUGGAGUGUCUGGAGAGGCUCAGAGCCAUUUAUCGCGAGUGGGGGAAGACGAAUUACAUCAACCUGGGCUCCUUCCUGAUCAAGCCGGUGCAGCGGGUGAUGCGCUACCCGCUGCUGCUGAUGGAGCUGCUGGGAGCCACGCCGGAGAGCCACCACGACCGGCCGCAGCUCGCCGAGGCGGUGCAGGCCGUCAAGGAGAUCAACGGGAACAUCAACGAGUACAAACGCAGGAAGGACCUCGUGAUGAAAUACAGGAAGGGCGACGAAGACACCUUCAUUGACAAAAUCUCCAAGCUGAGCAUGCACUCCAUCAUCAAGAAGUCCAACAGGGUCAGCAGCCACCUCAAGCACCUGACGGGGAUUUCGCCUCAGGUUAAAGAUGAGGCCUUCGAUGAGGCUGAGAAGAAGUUCAGGCUUCAGGAGAGACUCAUCAAGUCCUUCAUCAGGGACAUUUCUUUGUACCUGCAGCACAUCAGGGAAUCGGCCUCGGUGAAAGUCCUGGCAGCCAUCAGCUUCUGCGACAUCUACACGGAGCGCAGUGUGCUGGACCCCGAGCGCUUCCAGAGGGCGCACCGCAGCAUCAGCGACAAGCAGUUCACACACUUUAAGGAGCGCACCGAGGCCCUGGUCAUCAACCCGCUCACCCAGCUGCUGCUCAUGUUCGCCGGGCCGCACAAGCUCAUCCAGAAGCGCUUCGACAAGCUGCUGGACUACGACAACUGCAAGGAGCGCGCCGAGCGCCUGAAGGACCGUCGCGUCCAGGACGAGCUGCAGGCGGCGCGCAACAACUACGAGGCGCUCAAUGCCCAGCUGCUGGACGAGCUGCCCAAGUUCCACAGCGCGGCUGAGGACUUGUUCACCGGCUGCGUGAGGGCCUUCGCCCAGGCCCAGAAGGACUUCAUGAAGACCACCAUGGGGGAGCUCAAGCCGCUGCUGCAAGUCUUUUCGAACGUCGGCAUGGAGGGAAACCUCAUCGCGCAGUUCCAGGAUGAGUACAGCCGAGUCCUCCAGCUUCUCCAGAGCUUCAGCUUCUGCCCGGAGAACCUGCCUCCGGCCACGGCCACUAAGAAGACCUUCGAGAAGAAAACUCUGGAGAAGCAGACGUCGAAAAAGCAGCCGCAGGCAGCGCCCAACUGCAUCUCGCAGACCGACGAGCACCGUGCCGGACUCAUGACGCGCUACGGCCCCGACAAGCUGUUCCAGGCCGAGAGGAACUUCAACGCUGCCCAGGACCUGGACGUCUCCAUACAGGAGGGCGAUCUCGUAGGCGUGAUCAAGCAGCAGGACCCCAUGGGCAGCCACAACCGCUGGCUCAUCGACAACGGAGUCACAAAGGGUUUUGUGUACAGCUCCUUCCUCAAGCCCUACAACCCCCGCAGGAGUCAGUCGGAUGUGUCCAUCGAGAGCCAGUCGUCCAACGAAUCGGGCUACGGCGGCUCCUCCCCCGUCUUCUCCCGCCAGAACAGCAACAGCACGCUGACCUUCAACCAGGAGGCGGCCACCGUCAGCUUCUCCACGCUGCAGCCUCCCGGCCAGUCGUCGCCGCACCCGUCGCUGGACUCCGCCUCCUCCCGGAGGAGCCAGCCCCAGGACGCGCCUGACUCCGCCAGCCAGAGCAACUCCAUAAACUCCUCGCCCCGAAAUGCCUCCUCCCACCGCAGGGACUUCUCAGAGCGGAGCCACAGAGACUCGGAUUCAUCCUACCGCCACUCUAAUCCCAGGGACUCGUACGACAUGAGCUACGGCAGCCCGGGCGGGCGCAAGGACACGUCCGACUACUCUGAGUCGGACUCCUGCUCGUCGCAGCGGAACAGUCGCUCGCAGAGGUAUGGACAGACGGAGAAGAGCUACAGCUCGUAUCGGUACAGGAACGGAGAGAGCGGCAGGGAGAAGAGGCCCGCUCAUCCCAGGGAGGAGUACAACGAGCCCGAGCCCGAGCCUGAGCCCGAGAGCGAGCUGGACGGUCACCAGAUUUACUACGCUCUCUACUCCUUCACGGCCCGCUGCGCCAACGAACUGAGCAUCUCGGCCAAUCAGCGGCUGCGGAUCCUGGAGUUCAAGGACAUGAACGGCAACGGCGAGUGGUGGCUGGGCGAGACGGCGGGCGGCCAGCGGGGAUACGUGCCUUCCAACUACAUCCGCAAGUCCGAGUACACAUGAAGCACAAGCUCCGUCUGGUGGAUGAUAAUCCGAGACUCGUACGUCAACCCGAGGAUGUGUUCACCCCCAGCGAGCGCAGACCGAACAACGAAGCAAGCAUCUGACAUGCUGUGACCUUCUUUUAACUUGAUGGAGGGAGAAAACACACACUCCGCUCCUGGAAGUUAGCAUCAUAUGCCUAUAUUUAUAGACUUUUUAUACUAUUUUUACUUACUGGGAACUGCACCGUACUCCCGUUUUCAGUGAAAACCUGUGAAGUUGCAGCAGAUUUGGCCAUGCUCCUUGAGGCUGAAGAGCGGUCUGAGAGGUGAACCCUUUUGGGAGACGGCAGUGGAAAUGUGAAUGUUUUGGGUUUGGACUGCUUCUUAUAAAACCAACAUGAAGAGGUAUGCAGACAGACUGACCUUAACACUGUGUUACUCACUUCUUUUUCUGCAUGUGGCCCCUUGCACCACUAUAUUAGUGCUCGGAUGUGAGAUGAAUUUACACCAACAUGGUCACUUGAGGUUUGAGGCACUUGGUUGCGAGUUUGAAGUUUGUGCGGCGGCAUCAACACGAGUUUGGAGUGUUGUGUGGAAAAACCGUUGUGACCAUUUAAAAGUAAGAUCGGAGAGUUUCAUGUUAUUUGGUGUAUGGUUUACAAGCAUUCCUUUGCUCUCCAUCAGAGAGAGAACGAGAGGCGAGUCAGAUGAAAGCUUCUCCACAUGCUCCUCAAUGUACACCAGAGGCUGCAAAUUGCUGUAUAUUGAGAAUAUGAUGUUGCACCCACUGUAAAGUGAUCAUCACUGUUUGAAUAA